AUGGGUUGGAAUCCAAACUCGUGGCGGGAGUAUGCUAAUUACGAGUGUGCAAAGGCUCAUGUUGGAAAUAAUGGAAGUAUGAAAAUCGUCCAGUGUUAUUUCAGGAUAUGUUGUAGCUCUGAAAAAGUGAAGCUACCACGCUGUCUCAUUGACUUUUCCGCUCGACUUUUUGGCGAGCAGGAAUGUCGUCAGCACAUGUUUCAGCUCUACGAAAAUCUCAAUCCUUCCAACAAAAUCCACAAAGAUAACAUCGACUGGCAGGAAAAUCUGCGCGACGAGCUUUUCGGAAUUAUUUAUGAUAAAAAAGGUAGAAGAGGAAAAAUUAUUCAAGGAGAAUAUCUUCAACCGUUACCGCAAGAAAUCAUCAAUUAUUUCAUCAUUGGAAGUCUCGGCUUGAUCUUUCUUCUCGCUCUGAUAUUCAGAAAAAUUCGAACCCGCAAGAAGAAAAAUUUGACAUUCACUCGAUCAGUGGACGACUGUCUACUCGACGAAAAGAGCUCUAAAGACGAAAAAGUACUUAUAUCUUGA
Oikopleura dioica is the source of this 528-nucleotide messenger RNA. The record is from the annotation of a GenBank genome assembly. NCBI's taxonomy places the organism in Eukaryota, Metazoa, Chordata, Appendicularia, Copelata, Oikopleuridae.